Oenanthe melanoleuca is the source of this 2495-nucleotide messenger RNA. RefSeq names its product cytochrome P450 4B1-like. The transcript is spliced from 12 exons. Gene Ontology annotation, molecular function: oxidoreductase activity, acting on paired donors, with incorporation or reduction of molecular oxygen; monooxygenase activity; iron ion binding. The record is from RefSeq and is a predicted model, not a curated record. Bases 240 to 1766 code for a protein of 508 amino acids. Lineage: Eukaryota; Metazoa; Chordata; Aves; Passeriformes; Muscicapidae.
AGUGAUAGGCUGCAGAAAGCAGGUCAGGGGUGAGUGGGAGCGCAGGUUACUGGCUGAGCUGACACAGUGUUUGCUGUGAUAACCAGCAGCUAUAAAUUGCUGACAGCUCCACUCCACCAGACUCAUCUCCUGCAGAGGAGGAGGGAGAGGGUUUUUACCUGCACUGAGCUCCCCACCUGGCUCAGGUGUGAGGGGAGCAGGCAAGAAACAGGCAGGAGAAGGCAGUGUCCCAGACCAGCAUGGCAUCUCUGCUGGACAAUGCAGCCAGACCUUCUGCUGUCAUCCUGCAGCUGUCUGUGCUGCUUGGUGUAACCUUCGUGCUGCUGAAGGUGCUCCAGCUCUUCUGGGAGAGGAAGAAACACAUCAAAGCUCUGGAGGCAUUCCCUGGGCCCCCAAAACACUGGCUCCAUGGCCACAAUCACCUGAUACAUCCUGAAAGCGUUUUACACAACAUGGUGUCAUGGGGAGAAGAAUAUCCCUAUGCCUUCCCCAGAUGGUUUGGGCCAUUCCUGCCUAGUCUAAUCAUCCACCAUCCUGAGUAUGCCAAGAGCAUACUUGGCCGAACAGAUCCCAAGGGUAGUGUACCCUACAGAUCAAUAGUUCCCUGGAUUGGGAGGGGGCUGCUGGUCUUGGAUGGAAACAAAUGGUUCCAGCACAGGAAGAUGAUCACCCCAGCCUUCCAUUACGAUGUGCUGAAAUCUUACGUGUCCCUGAUGUCAGACUCAGUCAAAGUGAUGCUGGAUAAAUGGGACAAUAAGAUCACAGAGAGGAAGUCAGUGGAGCUCUUUCAAGAUGUCAGCUUGAUGACACUAGACAGCAUCAUGAAAUGUGCCUUCAGUUUUGAUUCCAGCUGUCAGACUCAGAGCGACUCCCACUAUUACAUUAAAGCUGUUUUUGACCUGAGCUACCUCCUGAGCCGUAGACUGCAGACUAUGUCCUUCAAGGAUGUCUUCUAUGACUUCACUCCCAGUGGCCGUCAGUAUCAGGAGGCCUGCAAGCUGGCCCAUUCCCACACAGAUCAGGUAAUACAAGAAAGAAAGAGGUUGCUCUCUGAUGAGAAGGAACGUGACAAGAUCCAGAAGAAGAAGCACCUGGAUUUUCUGGACAUUCUUCUUUGUAGCAAGGAUGCAGAUGGAGUUGGACUGUCUGACGAGGACCUGCGUGCUGAGGUGGACACCUUCAUGUUUGAGGGUCACGAUACCACAGCCAGUGGCAUCUCCUGGCUCUUGUACUGCAUGUCACUGCACCCUGAGCACCAGCAACGCUGCAGGGAGGAGAUCCAGAGCAUCCUGGGAGACCGAGAUUCCAUUGAGUGGGAGGACCUUGGGAAGAUGACCUACACCACGAUGUGCAUCAAAGAGAGCUUGCGCCUGUUCCCGCCCGUCCCUUCCGUGUCCCGACAGCUCGCCAAGCCCAUCACGUUCUCUGAUGGACGCAGCCUGCCAGCAGACAUCCAGGUUGGAGUGAACAUAUUUGCUAUUCACAGGAACCGGGAUGUGUGGGAGGACCCCGAGGUUUAUGAUCCCCUGAGGUUUUCUCCAGAGAACUCAGCACAGAGGCACUCCCACGCUUUCCUGCCUUUCUCUGCUGGAUCCAGGAACUGCAUUGGGCAGCAGUUUGCCAUGAAUGAGAUGAAGGUGGCCCUGGCCCUGACCCUGCUGCGCUUCGAGCUGCACCCAGACCCAUCCAGGAUUCCCAUAAUGAUACCACAGAUCGUCCUCAGGUCCAAAAAUGGGAUACACCUGCAUCUGAAGAAGGUUUUGUGAUCCCAUGGGGUACCAUGGCAGGAGGCAAGAGCUCUCCCAAGGGACCCCCUCCAGCCAGGGGUUUAAGAGGGGAUCAGCAAACAGGCCCACAGUGGCCAUGCUGGACCUCUCCCACACUCACCCCUGCCCCACUGCUGUCCAGAGGGGCUCACUGAGCCACAGACACCAAGCCCAGCAGGUCAAGUUCCCCUCCUGCAGGGCAGCAGCACUGCUGAGGGGGUUCCACAGCGUGGCUGUGGCUCAUCCUUCACCUCCACAGGCAUCCUCCAUGCCCUGCUCACAUCCUCAUCUCCAGCCUGCCCCCACACACUCCCUGACAGGACUCCUGUCACCUGCCUGUGGAUUUGUCGCAUUCCCCCCUUGGGCUUGGCAGUGAACAGCUGGCAGGGUUUGCAGGGAUGCCUGGAGGCUGGGUGCUGCCCCAGCACAGAGCCCUGCCCUGCCUGCAGCCUGGGCCAGCAGGGCUCCUCCUGGCAGCCCCAGUGCAUCACCACCCUCCCAGCCACCCCUGUCCUGGGGCUGGCACUGUGCCCACCAUUGUGCAGGUGAAUGCCUGCAGCUCUUUUGUGCCCCAGCUCUGAACUUCCUUGAGCUGAGCCUGCUCAGCAGCCAGCACAGAAAGUGCCACCAGCCAACCUGAGGAAGCACUUGGCACUCUGGAAACAGCAGGUGAUCAGCAUUGUUCUCCUCUCUGAAAUGAGAAUAAAGCCUUGUGGUGAUGAUCUCCAA